CUCUCUCUCUCUCUCUCUCUCUCUCUCUCCCCAAUGGAAACCAUUCUUUCUUCUCCCUCACUCUCUCCUCUCUUCAACCCAAAACCUUCUUCUUUGAAGACCCUUUUGCCCCCAUCCCUCCAACCCAAUUCCAAACCUCUCCUCAUCACUUCAAGCCUCAAAAAUCACUCAAUCCAAUCACCAAAAACAUCUCCACCAACACCCACAAAUUGGGUUUCUUUUGCUCAGCAAGGACUAGCUGCUCUUGCACUUUCAUUGGCACUAAACUUCUGCCCAAUAUUGCCUGAUGGUAAUGCACUAGCAUCUGAGUUUGAUGUGCUCAAUGAAGGACCCCCCAAAGAGUCCUACGUUGUUGAUGAUGCCGGCGUACUUAGCCGCGUGAUGAAAGCGGAUAUAAAGAAUUUGAUGCAGGAAUUGGAGUACAAAAAGAACUUCCGGAUCAAUUUCAUCACUGUUAGAAAGCUCACUAGCAAAGCUGAUGCUUUUGAGUAUGCUGACCAAGUUUUGGAAAAAUGGUACCCUUCUGUUGAAGAGGGCAACAAUAAGGGCAUUGUUGUGCUUGUCACCAGCCAAAAAGAAGGUGCGGUCACAGGUGGUCCUGCAUUUGUUCAAGCUGUUGGAGAAAGUAUCCUUGAUGCAACUGUAUCCGAAAACCUUCCCGUGUUGGCAACAGAAGAAAAGUACAAUGAAGCCAUUUUCAGCAGUGCCAAACGGCUAGUUGCUGCGAUUAACGGACUUCCAGAUCCUGGCGGACCCAAAGUUAAUGAAAACAAACGCGAAUCCAACUUCAAAACCAAGGAGGAGACAGACGAGAAACGCGGGCAGUUCUCUCUUGUAGUUGGAGGAUUGCUGGUGAUUGCCUUUGUUGUUCCUAUGGCACAGUACUAUGCUUAUGUCUCAAGGAAGUAGAAGUAAGAGUGGAACUUGUUCAUCAGUUAGAUUCGUCUUUCAUUAUUUCUCAUAAAUUUCGAAAACAUGCAUAACAUGCAGUUGUACAAAUCGAUCGAAUUCAAAUGGUUGAUGAGAGACUUGAAAUCAGAGAGGAACAUGGUUCUUGUUGACAUUUGUAAAAAUAUACAAUCGAAUUGAGUGAUUA
Molecule: messenger RNA, 1096 nt
Organism: Pyrus x bretschneideri (Chinese white pear)
Lineage: Eukaryota; Viridiplantae; Streptophyta; Magnoliopsida; Rosales; Rosaceae
Product: UPF0603 protein At1g54780, chloroplastic-like
Exons: 3
Coding region: 34-909 (291 amino acids)
Source: RefSeq, a predicted model, not a curated record